AUGGCCAACGUGCACAGAUUGGGUGACUACCAAAACAAUAAUAAUUAAAAUAAUUAAUACGGAAGACCAUAGUUCCAGGGACAACAAAGAGCUAACAAUGCCUUCUAAAAUUAACCAUUACUUGGUGGAGGACCAAAUAAUCAACAGUUUGUGGAUCCAAGAAGAGAAUCAUUCUUUGACAUGCUCAAGUUUACAUUCUGUCCAACAUUUACAAUCUUUUCCUUUAUCUUUUUCAUAACCCUUAUUGAUGUUCUCGUCUAUAUCACAACACUGAUUGCAAAUACAGCGAAGAGUUACCCACUAGAUGAUAGCAAUUUCUUAGGGCCUAGCAUAAUUACACUCAAUACAUUUGGUUCAAAUAAUCCUUGGUAAAUGAGGUACAAGUAUCAAGUAUGGAGAUAUAUCACACCUAUAUUCUUACAUGCAGGAUUCAUGCACAUUUUCUCAAACAUGCUAAGUCAAAUGAUUAUUGGGUUUAUGCUUGAAAGUGUAAUGGGACCAUUCAGAGUUGGACUUGUUUAUAUUGCCAGCGGCUUCUACCUCUAUCUUUGGUCUUCUUGCUUGCCUAGUAAAAUUAUUAAAAAUAUCUUAAACAUUUAGCUUUCACUUGUCUUUGUUAACUGGAAAGCACUCGACAGAUCUCCAGAGAGCUAGGAAAACACAGUUGAUGUAUUUGGACAUUUAGGAGGAUUUAUCUCAGGAUUUUUCUUUGGAUCAUUGAUUAUGAUUCAUAUGAGAGGAUAAGAAGCUCGCCAGAGAAAUAGUUAUGAGAAGAUCUGCCAGAUGAUAGGAGGAGCUGGUGUUGUGAUAUUCUUUAUUAUUUGCUUCUCAGUCUUCUACACUAGCUUAAAAAUAUUAAUGACAUCUUCUGCACUUUCAAAGAAAAGAGGAAUUAGUUUUGCAGAGAGACCAAUUAUCUUGAAUAUCAAUGAACUUUAAGCUAAUGGUGAUUUUGAAAUAGACGAGGAGUACCAAGCUGAAAUUUAGAAUGCUCUGGCUAAAGAACAACAGAACAAAUUAAAUGAUAGUCUUUCAGGUCCUAAAUCAAUUCUUAAAAAAUAGCCUGGACAGAUGUCCCCAUAAUAAUCUAAGUCGUAGAGUGUUAAGUUACCGAUGCCAUAAACAUUAGGAUAAAGUGCAAGUACUAGUCUGCUAGAAAAACCACUUCCAUCUCUCACCAACAAUAGAGGAAGAGGUAAUAACUAUAGCAACAUUCAGUAGAGAAUUUAGUAAGUAAUCGCAGAAUCGAAAAACGGAGCUCAAAAAAUAAGAGGUGAGGGUAUAAAUGAUCUGAUCAAAAUUGAGUAACUUGAGAAGAAAGAAAUUGAGAAGAUUAACUUUUAAAAGUAUCAGGUCAAAGAAGAGGAAAAGUACGACCCAACUGCUCAUUAGAUGUAAUCAUAUUCAUUACAAAUGAAAGAUCCUUAGAAAGGGCAAUACAGUGAUUCUGAUCUCUAAAAUUAAAAUGAUGUCAAAGUAUCAAACAAAAUUUAGUUGUCUAAAAUACAACUGAAAUCUAAAAAAGACUUAAAUAUUCCAAAUACCCUUCCAAUUUAGCCUAUUAAGAAAUCUUCACCUUCAGGAUACUAAGAAAAUAAUAAGAAUGUCGAUAAAACUAGGUAUGAUGAUAAUGAACUAUUGAAUAAGUCUGGAGAAAGUCUAAUCCAAAAUUAGAAUUUCGUGCCACCACCUUUAAAAUAAACACCAUAAUUAGAUGAGAGAUAAAACACAGCUGGUUCUAAUAACAAUUCUAUGAAUGCUUCUGAUUAAUCCAGGAGAGGAAAUUAAAAUUAUAAGCCUUAAAAUUAUCAAGUUGUGACAGCUGAUAAACUACCGGACUAUUUGCUUGAAAGAGACUAGGAAAUAGAUAAUUUAGAGAAGGAAAUUCAAGCCUAAAGAAUGAACUAAAGAUACAAUGCAAUAAAUAAUUAAAAUGAGAAUGUGAGUCUUAAAGAGGUAGCCUCAAGCAAUAAACUAAAUAUUAAACCUGAGAAUAUAAUAUCUGCAGCUGCAGAAACUAAUAAAAAGAGCUUCAAAGAAAAAUAAAAGCAGUUACUCUAAUCUCUUUAACAAAAUAUGCAAAUUCUAAAUAACUUUGUAACAAUGUUUACUUCCUAGGCACAGCAAGAAACUUAGCUCUAAAAGCAUUCAGAUGAGUUAGAGAAGAAAAAGUAAGAGGACUAGCCAUUGUUUGAAAAUCCAAAGGAGUCUGUUUAAAGUUUUACAGAGAGCAUCAUAGUCUAAAAUUCAGUUUUGUAUAGCUCUAAUAAAAAUGCCAGUGAAGUUGGAGUUUAUGGAGAUAUUGAGGAGCUUAACAAACUUAAGAGAAAACAUCAAAAUAUGAUAAAGGAUGAGUAAUCUGAUGAGUCUUGCAUCAUUUUAAAUGAGUAUUUGCUUUUGAAAUACAACUUUAAAAAUAAAUGGGUGUAGUAAUUGGAUAUCAGCUCAUAUCUCUUUAGCAAAUUUCCAUCAAUAUGUGAUUUAAGAAAUGGAUAGGUCUGUAUAACUGGUGGUUUAAAAUUUGAUGACUCUGGAUAUGUAAAUGAUGCUUUACUAUUCGACACUAGGACAAUAUAGAUAGAAUAGUUAGAGAGAAUGGAAGUUGCACGAUUCAAGCAUUAGUUAAUAGAAUGUGAGGGAUCAAUUUUUGCAAUUGGAGGUAUUAGCAAUCGUGCAAACAUUCCAAUUAAAAUAGUUGAAGCUUUUGAUGUUAAAUUGAGCUAAGAAUGGAGGAGAUGCACCUCGAUGUUUCUUGAAAGAAGUGAAUUCUUUGCUUGCUCACACCCAGGCUCUCAUUUUAUAUAUGUCUAUGGAGGAACAGUAAAGUAGGAAGAUAGAUAUGCAAUUGAAAGAUACAAUUCAAAGGAUGACAAAUGGGAGGUAAUGGAUAUAAAGCUUAAUGAAACUUUUCCCUAUAUUGAUAUUUUCAAUACUCAUAGUCUCCUACUAGUAAAUAAAAGAGAUGUAAAUGAGACUGGACUAAAACAGAUUCACUAGGAAAAAGUAGGUCUUACUCUUGAGGAAGAACUAAUAUAGAAAAUGCUAGAUGCUAAUGAGAACAACAAAGUUACACCGAAAAUAAAUGAAUAAAUAGAGAAGGAAUACAGAAAAGAUCCAAGUUCUUCCCAAUUAAAAACAAGGAUAAAGAAAGAUGAUUCCACAAGAGAAGAAAAAAGUGCUACAAAAGAAGAUUUUACUGAAAUGUCAAAUACUAUAUCUCUUGUUGAGAAUUAAGCCGCAAAAAUAAGCAAGAAUUCAAGGCUUAAAAUGAAAGUGAAUUUGAACAGAGCAAAAGAGAAUACUGAGAAAAGAUUAAGAUUAGGUUCAUCAUAAUCUGUUCCCUAGCUAUCAAUUACUGACUCAGUAACUCUACCAUCGAUUAGAGACCUUAAAGCUCAAUAGACAUAGAUAACUGAUCUUUUUUCAGAGAGUGUUCAGUCAAUCAAAAAUUUUAAUUCUGUUCCAAGCGAGAAAGACAUGUUUUAACUUAAAAAGAAUAGAUUAAGCCCAGAUGAGCUACUCUACUUAAAUUUCAAAUCAGGUGUAUUGCAGAUUUAAAAAGUAUACCUUGAUGGGGCAGGUAUUAACCCCUAAGUUAUCAAACUUGAUAUGAAAUCUAAAGACUCAGUUUCUCAUGUGAGUCUGUGCUAAUCUCAAGGCUAUAUAUUCAUUCUUAGGAAGCAUGACCCUUAUCUAAUAGAAUCAAUUAAUAUGUCAUUGAACAAUAGCUUAUCAGAGAAAUAUCCUUCCCGUGAAGAAUAUCAGGCAUCACUUAACCAAAGGGAGAUAGAUAAGGAAGAAUUUAAAAAGAUAUAUGUUGAGCUUAAGUAAAAGCAGAUUGAGGAUACUGAAGCUACCAGAGGGGGUCCAGUUCCUCAAGGAUAUUAGGGAUCGCUAAAUAAUUCUGUUGCUGAUCCUUAUUUUGAGGAGGAGCAGGUAAUAGUACCAACUACUCCUGAUAAAUCUAAAAAUUCUAAGAAAAAGAAUGUAAAGGACACUAAUAAAUCUAUGAAAGUUAAGGAUGAAAAGUAUUUAGAGAAGAUCUAAAAUAAUCAUAAAUUAGCAUAAUCUUAAAUCGUUUAGGACAAGAAUAAAACUUUGACUAAAAAAUCCACUGUUUAGACUCCAUUAAAAGAUAAUAGAACAAAAACUCCUGUUAAAUAGGAACAGCCAAAAAGUUAACCACAAGGAAAAUCUAUCCUUAAAAAAGAUGGAUCUGCAAGCAAAAUAAAAAAAAGAGUACAGAUCUGA
Messenger RNA from Stylonychia lemnae, 4251 nucleotides. Lineage: Eukaryota; Ciliophora; Spirotrichea; Sporadotrichida; Oxytrichidae. The record is from the annotation of a GenBank genome assembly.